This is a messenger RNA of Bradysia coprophila, 2867 nucleotides long. RefSeq names its product ABC transporter ATP-binding protein/permease Hmt-1 (gene Hmt-1). Gene Ontology annotation, molecular function: ATP binding; ABC-type heme transporter activity; heme binding. Lineage: Eukaryota; Metazoa; Arthropoda; Insecta; Diptera; Sciaridae. Gene Ontology annotation, cellular component: vacuolar membrane. The record is from RefSeq and is a predicted model, not a curated record. Gene Ontology annotation, biological process: transmembrane transport; heme transport.
ACCGCUGUCAAAACGGGACCACUUUGAAACGUCACUCAUUUUACGUUUUUAUAAUUUUUUUCCUUUUGAACAGUCAUUCCGGUGUUAAAACUGCAAAUAUUUACACCAGCAAAAGUUUAUAAAAGUCUGUGAUAAACACACAAUAUUAUUGUUGUAAAGAUGUGCUGAUGUAAAAUCGUUCACAGUUAAUUUGUCAGUGUUUGUUGUACCGUGACAAGUGAUUGAAUUAAGAACCUAACAACCGCUCAACAUGAUCUCCUACUGUCCACCGAAUGUUACUUUGCACGAAGUAUGGACGAAAAAUGGCAUGUCACAUUGUUUUGUGGACACGGUUUCCACAUCGAUCAUUGCCGGAUUUCUGUUAAUAUUCGGAACGCUGCAGCUAUUCAUGUAUCGUCGAUAUGCGACGCUCAACGACGAUCUACCGGUUAACAAGCCAAAGUUGUACAAUCUACAGAUUUUCUUAUCGCUACUCGUACCCAUACUAUCGUUUGCACGGUUUAUGUUCCAAAUGUUCUACUAUGACGGUGGAAAAGUCUAUGGUUUUAUGAUCCUCGCUGUAGUUCUAACAUGUUUUGCGUAUCCAUUCUCCAUUUGCCUGUUGGUCAAAGAACGAUACUACUUGCUACCGUCAACUCCGACCCGAGGCCAUGGACUCGUGCUGUUGAUUUUCUGGAGUCUUGUCUUUAUCGUCGAAAAUUUAUCGUUCAUCAAUAUGCGACAUGAAGAUUGGUGGUUCCACUGGCACGGUCCCAAAGACACAGUCGAAAUGACAUUUUUCGUUCUCCGCUACAUUUGCGGACUGUUCAUUUUUAUACUCGGCCUGAAGGCGCCCGGUAUUGUGUCGCCCAUUGAUCAUGAACGUUUAAUCGAUGAAAAUGAUGAAAAUCGUUCGACUUGGGUGAAUGCCUGGACGAAACUGCGCACAUUACUUCCAUUCAUAUGGCCACGGAAUGAUAUGUUUCUGCAACUGAAAGUAAUCAUGUGUUUCGUACUGUUGAUUGGCGGUCGUGUCAUCAAUCUGUAUGUUCCGAUUUACAACAAGAAAAUUGUCGACAGCUUAACGACACCCGAUUUCCGAUGGGACUGGGUCCUCAUUUAUGUUGCCUUCAAAUUUCUACAAGGUGGCGGCACUGGCGGUAUGGGCUUACUGAACAAUCUGCGUUCGUUUUUGUGGAUCAGGAUCAGUCAGUACACGACUCGUGAAAUCGAAGUGGAAUUGUUCCGUCACUUGCACAGUUUGUCGUUGAAAUGGCAUUUGAACCGAAAGACCGGCGAAGUGUUGCGUGUCAUGGACCGUGGAACGGACAGUAUCAACAACUUGUUGAACUACAUUCUGUUCUCCAUUGCACCGACCAUCGUGGAUAUAAUUGUGGCAAUUGUCUUCUUCAUUUCGGCGUUUAAUUGGUGGUUCGGGUUGAUUGUUUUUGUGACGAUGGGACUGUACAUUUUUGCAACCAUAGCUGUAACCGAAUGGCGAACGAAAUUCCAGCGACGAAUGAAUUUGGCUGACAAUGCGCAGAAAGCUAGAAGUGUUGACUCGCUGUUGAAUUUCGAAACCGUCAAAUAUUAUGGCGCUGAACAGUACGAAGUGGACUGUUACCGGGAGGCAAUUUUGAAAUUUCAAGUCGAGGAGUUCAAAUCGAACAUCACGCUGAACAUCCUUAACAUUACGCAAAAUGUAAUUAUUUCAAGUGGAUUGUUGGCUGGGUCACUGUUGUGUGCUUGGAUGGUUGUCGAAAAGCAACAGUUGACUGUAGGCGAUUAUGUUUUGUUUGCCAGUUACAUCAUUCAGUUGUACGUGCCACUCAAUUGGUUCGGAACAUAUUAUCGUGCAAUCCAGAAGAAUUUCGUUGACAUGGAAAAUAUGUUCGACCUAAUGCGAGAAACGCAGGAAGUGAUUGAUGCUCCUGGUGCCGGUGGUUUGGCCGUCGUACGAGGCGGAAUCGAUUUUUCAAAUGUUACCUUCGGUUACACACCGGAACGUUUCGUCCUCAAAAAUGUUAGCUUCAAUGUACCGCCCGGUAAAACCUUAGCCUUAGUCGGUCCAUCCGGAGCUGGAAAAAGUACAAUUGUUCGACUGUUGUUCCGUUUCUAUGACGUCGACAGUGGUGCGAUAUUGGUGGAUGGUCAGAAUAUAAAAACCGUCACGCAAGACUCUUUACGAAGAGCCAUUGGUGUGGUGCCACAAGACACUGUAUUGUUCAACAAUACCAUCAAGUACAACAUCCAGUAUGGCCGAAUCGAUGCGGCCGAAACGGAUGUGAUAUCAGCUGCUCGAAAUGCAGACAUUCACGAGAAAAUCAUGGGCUUCCCGGAUAAAUACGACACUCAAGUCGGUGAGAGAGGUCUGAGAUUGAGCGGAGGAGAAAAGCAAAGGGUUGCUAUCGCUCGAACGAUUCUAAAAUCUCCAUGGAUUGUCAUGCUUGACGAAGCGACAAGUGCAUUGGACACCCAAACUGAACGUAACAUUCAAUCAGCCUUAGCGAAAGUCUGUGCCAAUCGUACGACAAUCAUUGUGGCGCAUCGUCUAUCCACCAUAAUUCAUGCGGACGAAAUCAUUGUACUGAGCGAUGGUCAAAUUGUCGAAAGAGGUCGUCAUGACGAUCUACUGAAUAUUCCGAAUGGAACCUAUGCCGGUAUGUGGCAGAAUCAAUUGCAGAAUUUGGAUGCCGAGCCAAAUAAAGAAGAGACAAAGAAAAAAGAGAAUGGAAAGACGACAGAGAAAUCGGCUAUGCCGCCGCACCAUCACCAUCAUCAUCAUGCAUAGGAAAACAGCGAAUUCGUUAAGUGUUUGAUCGGAGGACGUAUUAUAGAACAAGGUGUAAAUGUUGACUGAAAGUGGAAAUAUAUUUUUUAUCUACUGA